AAAAAAAAAAAAAAACAUAAAAACAAGGUCGGGACGCCGGCCCAGACCCUCAAACCCUAGUAACCAGCUGUACCUCUUUGUCUCUGAGCCACAGCUGUUACUCUGAUCAGCCCCAGCAAUGGCGAGGAAGCGAAAGCUAGGUUCCAAAUCCGCCGAGGCAACCGAACCCCCGAAGAAGCAACAGCAGAAAGAAGAGGAUCGUACCCACUUCGAAGCUGAGGAAGACCAAGAAGACGACGAAUACGUAUACGAAUACGAGUACGAAUACGAAGAAGAUGAAGAAGAAGAAGAAGAAGACGAAGGAGAAGACGAAGGAGAAGAAGAAGAAGAAGAGGAUGAAGAGGAAGAAGACGAGGAUCCCUAUAAACCCCAGAAUGCCGACAAUCAGACGGCGAACACCUCCACGUCAGCUGCUCCUGCGACUUCGAGGAGAGAUCGAGACGACGAGGAUGAUGACGACGACCCCAUACAGAUGGUUCUUGAACCAUUCAGCAAGGAUCAGAUUAUAAACCUGCUCUGCGAAGCAGUGCAUAAGCACCCGGACGUGGCGGAUCGGAUCCAAAAGGUUGCGAAUGAGGAUCCGGCACACCGCAAGAUCUUCGUCCACGGCCUCGGAUGGGACACGAACACCGAGACCCUCUCCAACGCGUUCAAGCAGUACGGCGAGAUCGAGGAUUGCAAGGCCGUGUGCGACAAGGUCUCUGGCAAAUCCAAGGGCUACGGUUUCAUCGUCUUCAAGACCCGCAGCGGGGCCCGGAAGGCCCUCAAGCAGCCCCAGAAGAAGAUCGGCAACCGGAUGACCGCGUGCCAGCUGGCCUCGAUGUUUCCAGCCCCACAGCCGAGUGCCACCGCGGCGGCCCCCACGCCACCCCAGUCGGAAUAUGCGCAGAGGAAGAUAUACGUGAGCAAUGUUGGGGCUGAGUUGGAUCCUCAGAAGCUGCUUACGUUCUUCUCCAAGUACGGAGAAAUUGAGGAAGGGCCACUGGGGCUCAAUAAGAUGACUGGGAAGCCCAAGGGGUUUUGUUUGUUCAUGUACAAGACGGUUGAGAGUGCCAAGAAGGCUCUGGAAGAGCCACACAAGAAUUUUGAGGGCCAUGUAUUGCACUGUCAGAAGGCUAUUGAUGGUCCGAAGCCGCACAAGUCUCAGCAUCAUCAGCUUCAGUCUCAGCAUCUUCAGUAUCAGCACCAUCAGCUUCAGUAUCAGCCUCACCAGAACCCUCACAACGGCCAAUUCCAGAGGAAUGAGAACUCCAUUCUAGUUGGUGGAGCCUCAGCGGCUGCACCGGGUCACUUGAUGGCUCCAUCUGCCGGAGCUGGGAUUGGGUUAAAUCAGGGGGCUCCAGCGGCUCAGGCGUUGAAUCCUGCGCUUGGGCAGGCAAUAGCAGCAUUGCUUGCAAGUCAAGGUGCCGGGUUGGGCCUGACUAACCUGUUGGGGACGCUGGCAUCGGCUGCGGCGGUGAACCCCGGUGUGCCUGCAGCGGGGCAUGGGACACAGGGUGCUUAUCCGAACCAGGCUAAUAUAAGCCCGGGACUGAUUGGAGGGUAUGGGAAUCAAGGAGGAAUGCAGGGUGGAUACCCCAACCCGCAGACUCAAGGUGGUUCCGGGAGAGGCCAGCAUGGUGUCGUUCAAUAUGGUGGCGUUAAUCCUUAUACGGGGCAAUAGGUGUCCCUCAGGUCAGUGCUCUUUGCCAACUAUGGAGUAUCCCUCUACAACUAUCUUUGCGAUGUCUCAAGAUCAUGUAUGUUCAUCAACUACAUUUGAUAUUGGUGCAGAUAGCAUCAAUGCCUAUCGAACUCCCCAAAGCUGCUGUGAUUUGUGUGGUGCUGUCUUUUUGUGAUGAUUUAAUGCACUAAUAUGGUUGUCUGUAGUCGUAAAUGGCUGUGUGUGGUUAUAAUGCAGUGAUCUUUUGACUACUUUGAUGUUGAAGAUUCAAUGCUCCUUUAUGUUAAUCAGACAAUGAUGGUGGGGAAUAGACAUUAGCAGACAAUUGUGAUUUAGUCAUACUAUUGUUUUAAAUGUACAAUAUUGAUAUCUAGUGAAGGAUUAAUAUUCUUCUGAAUAUACUCCCUUGUUAUUAUGGGCC
Molecule: messenger RNA, 2084 nt
Organism: Alnus glutinosa
Lineage: Eukaryota; Viridiplantae; Streptophyta; Magnoliopsida; Fagales; Betulaceae
Product: UBP1-associated protein 2A-like
Exons: 2
Coding region: 119-1663 (514 amino acids)
Molecular function (GO): RNA binding
Source: RefSeq, a predicted model, not a curated record